Molecule: messenger RNA, 426 nt
Organism: Rhizophagus irregularis DAOM 181602=DAOM 197198
Lineage: Eukaryota; Fungi; Glomeromycota; Glomeromycetes; Glomerales; Glomeraceae
Source: RefSeq, a predicted model, not a curated record
AUGGAUCAAACUGAUUUCGCAACCAAAAAUGCAAAAAGUCUUGGCGAUAAAAUAUUACAUCCACUUUUCGCACUUCAAUCUGCACCAGGAGGAAAAUUAUUCUUUUUUGACGAGUUAGCUAGUUUGAAAGGGGUCGAAGAAGUUAUAAAUCUUAUUCGUAAUUCAACCGGCGUUUGUAUAACGUAUAAUGGAUUUUCGUUAUAUGAUGAUAAAACAUACAGCAAUAUUCGAGAAGGAUUAGCAAUGCGACAUUAUUAUAAAGGACAACAAAGAAGAAUGGCUCUCAGUAUUUUGAUAACAAAUGGUCCGGACAAAAUGAAGGAGGGUGCUAGUAUACUUAACGGAAGAUUUAAGGGGCAUAGGGAAUAUUUUAGUGACGUUGAUGCAUUUCAAUAUAAAAGUGACGAGGAUAACCACUCUCUUUGA